This is a messenger RNA of Aspergillus udagawae, 1245 nucleotides long. Its product is annotated as serine/threonine protein kinase, CMGC, CDC2/CDK subfamily. Lineage: Eukaryota; Fungi; Ascomycota; Eurotiomycetes; Eurotiales; Aspergillaceae. Gene Ontology annotation, molecular function: ATP binding; cyclin-dependent protein serine/threonine kinase activity. The transcript is spliced from 5 exons. The record is from RefSeq and is a predicted model, not a curated record. The coding region runs from base 1 to 1245 and encodes 414 amino acids. Gene Ontology annotation, biological process: protein phosphorylation. Gene Ontology annotation, cellular component: nucleus.
AUGAAAGCUGCCAACUUGUUGAUAAGCAACAACGGCGUACUUCAGAUUGCAGAUUUCGGCUUAGCUCGGCCAUAUGAUGAGCCUCCACCUCAGCCCGGAAAGGGUGGAGGGGAAGCUAAAAGAGACUAUACCACGUUAGUUGUUACACGGUGGUACCGGCCCCCGGAACUUCUUCUUCAACUUCGACGUUAUACAACAGCUAUCGAUAUGUGGGGUGUUGGGUGCGUUUUCGGCGAAAUGUUCAAGGGGAAACCGAUUCUUGCUGGAAGCAGUGAUCUCAACCAAGCCCAGUUGAUAUUCAAUCUUGUUGGAACACCGACCGAGGAAAAUAUGCCCGGCUGGAGUUCUCUACCUGGCUGCGAAGGCGUCAAAAGCUUUGGGUAUAAACCAGGCAGUCUACGUGAGGUAUUCAAAGAUCAGAGUCCUAUGGCCAUAUCCCUGCUUGAGGGGCUUCUCAAGCUUGACUGGCGGAAAAGAAUCAAUGCUAUUGAUGCUAUAAACCAUCCCUACUUUUCCAGCCCGCCAUUCCCAGCCCGACCUGGGGAGCUCCCUAGUUUUGAGGACUCACAUGAAUUUGAUAGGAGACGUUUCCGUGGGCAACGAGGCGCCAUUCCCCCGGCACCUGCAGGAGGCUCUGUGGGUAUGGGUCCAAACAGUGGCUGGGCAACUAAUUCCGGGGCCAGACCAGCAACAGACAACAGAAAUAGCCGUAUUCCCGGUGCUGCUCGCGUUGGCCGGCUCCAUGCACACGCUAAUCAAAACCAUCCUACAAUGCGCCCUUUUGAAAGCCGGAAUGCUGUAUCGCAUGGGUCUUUAAAUGCGGGGGAGUCAUUUCCAGGCUUCUCGUUGGGUUCAAAAGAUGGCGGCUUGCCUCCUAAGCCUCCUGCAUCUGCUCGUCGACGCGUGAGAGAGGUCAACGCAGUCAUUUUGGAGGAUGGCCUGACGGGAAACUGGAUUCGUACGUCCCGACUUACAGUGACGCUAGGGAACAUUCUCGAGAAAGGAAAGGCAAUAACCCGAGUUCAAUUGUUGAUCGGCGUGAUCUGGAACCCGAACAAUCUAAUGAGGGGCAUAAACAGGGUCAUUCUUGGGACCGAUAUGCUUCAAGAAGACGAAGCCGGAGUCCUGACUUUCGAGCGGCAGCAGCAGAAGAUCGAGCAUUGUAUCGACGAUGAUAAGCUCGUAGAAACCGAUGCAGAGACGCUUUGCCAAUUGAACUUUGUGAGGCUCUUGUUGACCGGAUGA